Nematostella vectensis (starlet sea anemone) is the source of this 937-nucleotide messenger RNA. Its product is annotated as histone H2A. Gene Ontology annotation, cellular component: nucleosome. The record is from RefSeq and is a predicted model, not a curated record. Bases 130 to 588 code for a protein of 152 amino acids. Gene Ontology annotation, molecular function: DNA binding; structural constituent of chromatin; protein heterodimerization activity. Lineage: Eukaryota; Metazoa; Cnidaria; Anthozoa; Actiniaria; Edwardsiidae. The transcript has 2 exons.
AGUUACUCAUUUACCAUGCUCGCUGCAAGAGCAAAACCAAGGCAAAUCCAUCCGGUUUAGGUAGGAAUACGUGCUAUUUCGGAGUCAAAUUAUCCUAUAGCCCGUUCCCUAUGCCUGUAUUAUACAAACAUGCAGGCCUGGACCCUAAACGUUGGCGCUGCCUGCACAAAGUUUGUCAAAAUGGUAGCCAAUAUACAAACUCUGACAAUGUCUGGUCGUGGUAAAGGCAAAGCUAAGGGCACUAAGUCCAAGACCCGCUCAUCCCGUGCAGGGCUUCAGUUCCCCGUCGGUCGUAUCCACCGUCAUCUGCGCAAGGGCAACUACGCCGAGCGUGUUGGUGCUGGCGCUCCGGUUUACAUGGCCGCCGUGCUCGAGUACCUGAGCGCUGAGAUCCUCGAGUUGGCCGGCAACGCUGCCCGCGACAACAAGAAGACCAGGAUCAUCCCCCGUCACUUGCAGUUGGCUGUCAGGAACGACGAGGAGUUGAACAGGCUGCUCCACGGUGUCACAAUCGCUCAGGGUGGUGUGCUGCCCAACAUCCAGGCCGUGCUUCUGCCCAAGAAGACCGAGAAGAAGGCCAAGGCAUAAGCAGUUUCUGCUGCAAAAAUAACAACGGCUCUUUUAGGAGCCACCACAUGACACAAGAGUCAUGACUGCAUCAUGCAAUCAACCCCUUUCUGUAUAAAACUUCUUUGCAAUCAUAUGAUAAUUGUUCUUCUUUAGCGCAUAGACCUUUUCCCGCCAUUUUCUCUCCAGGUAGAAUGCAAUGUUCUUAGAAUUAGAUAAAUAUCUUACCAAGAAAAAAGCGCGCAAAUCAAUCAAACUAAUGUCACGUAAAAAUCUAUCUAGAGUCUACUUUCUGUCCGUGUAUGAUGUCGUGUUAAUUAUUAGAUAUGUAAUGAGUAUCUUACCAAGUCUUAAAAAGAAGAGCGCGAAU